AUGUGUUGUGUGGUGGCUGUUACGAGCGAGCCUAGACAGGCAGUAUGGCGGAGGAGAGAAGUGUGUACGACUUGGAGGGGCUCGAAAAACAACUGGAGAGUUUGUUGAGCCGUUACCCAAGUGACGAAAUACGAGCCGACGGUAAACCGUUCUGCUCCGAAUUUCGCAAGCUGGUGGAGGAGUACGCCUCUCGUUGGCAGGUGCCGCUGCCUCAGCUCAGGAUCCUUGAGAUAGCUCUCCGCUACUUCGCCCGAGCGUCCCCCUUCUUCACGUCAAACUGUGACCAUGUGAUUCACACGCUCAGUAGUCUGGCCUUGAGUGUUUUUGAGUUGCUGCUGUUCUUUGAGCAGAAGGACUUCAAUCAGGAGCCACUGAAUCACUUUUCUGUUACAUUCCAGGAAUGCCACUCGGUGCUUGCGAGGCAUCAGAAUGUUCACUUGCUUCAGGUGGAGCGUCUGGUUCAUGGAGGUGGGCCUUGGGCCGGCGCAGCCUUACACGCAAUGCUCACUGAGUCCAGUUUACCUCAGAGUGAAGCUGACGGGUGCAUCGUCUCUGAGCCGCCUGUGUUCCUUGAGCUGCGGGUGCGCUACCUCUUAUCCUGCGAGCGGGUCGGGGAGGCCGCGGCCCUGGCUAGGUGCUGCGCUCGGCAUCCCGCGGCAGGACAACACUUGUUCUUUCUCCAGGUCUACCUCACGUGGCUUUUCAAGACCUCACAGCACGACCGCCUUCACAAAGAGGUGGCUGAAUUGAAUGGUAAAGAUGCAAUUCAUAUCAUCUGUAGUUUAGAGUGUGAGGAAAAGGAUGAGUUGCUUCUCGCCCUCAGCAGAGCCUUCCUCUCCCAGCAGCUGCGCAGGGGAGACAUGUGCUAUUUGUGUGAUCUUGUCUUCAUAUGGAGUAAACUUCACAGUCGGUUAAAUACUUCCAAGCAAGCUCUUCUUGAGGAGAGUAAUCAGCUGAUCGUGUCUGCCACCAAUGUCAACUCAAUCUUCCCAUUCAUCAGAGCCAUACUGCAAGAGCUUGGGGAAGAUGGAAUCCAGUUCUGCGUUGAGCUUUGUGCUAAUGCCCUGGGGUCUUGCCUUCCCUGCGACGUCAUCACCAAGUCCCUAAUCUACAAAACCAUCGCCGUCCUGCUCCCCAAUGACCUGGAGGUUUCCCGGGCGUGCGCCCUUCUGAUCUUCUUCCUCGAACGCUCCGUUGAGGCCUACAAGUUGUUGUACCUUCUUUACAUGCAUCCUGAUCAGGAGUACCAGGUGGAGUACACCCCCAUCCGGAAUCACGUUCGCUUCGAAACCCUGCAGGUCUUGAAGAAGGACCUGUAUUUUGACCCCGAGUUUUGGAACCUCACUGCUUUGCGGAGCAACUGUUUGAAGCUGAUGAGCGACAAGGUGGUUGGUGGUGCCCUCGAGGAGAUCAUGGAGAACAAAUGGAUCCUGAGCUACUGCGCCAAAGAACCUGCCUCCCGAUCAAGCAAAUCAACAUGCUGCAAAGGAAGUAAGGGGGCAGCAGCUAAAAAACGGCGCCACAAAGAGGACGGACGUCAUGACGUUGACACUGCAUCCAAGGGAUUAAAGGUGGGCCCAGGAAAAGCCCGGCUACAUGUUGGCCACAGCAUACAGAAGAAAGGUAGCCAGAGGUCAUUAUCCUCUGCACCUUUGAGGCGUUCAUUUUGGCAGCUUGACAGACUAAAGGACAAUGUACCUGUCGGGUAUGGAGAACUUCGACGCACUACGAGACUCUCUGAAAAGAACCCACCGAAACGGAGGAUUAGACAACCCAAGUGGCUUCUUGAAGACUCAGGAAAUCCUGGAGAGAACGAAGGCGUUCCAAAGACCAAAAAGCAAAUGAGACAUCAAAAGCACCACGGAUCCAAUGUGGUGAAGAGGUCCGAAACUGUUGAUUUCAAGAACAAUGACAAACACAAACCUCCAGUAAACUCUCAUUUAACGGCAAGAGAAAACAGCAGCAAGCCCCAGAAGGGGUUUUCAUCCUCCCUUCCGCAAGUAGUCCUUGAGCUCUCGCUGCCAGACAACGAGCUGAUGGGAACCUUCAAUGAGGACACUUGCAACAGACAGAGAGGUUUCCCUCAAGUGCUUCUCUACCGACCGACACUAAAGGUUCCUGCCACGUCCGAACCGGCAAAGACUGUGCACCGCAAAGAGGUGAUUCUGAGAGCGCGGGACGCCGCCAUGUUCGCACAGCAGUUGCACUGUUACGCUCGGCGCCAGAAAGGGAAAGGCGUUAAGCCCAAUAUUCAAGGCUCGGUUUCAACCAUCACGCGCUCCUCGGUGCUAGGAAGUCCUCCAAAAGAGCCGGAGAGAGAGCUCUGCGAUAAACCUGCCGCUGACAAUGAAGGGGGAAUAAUUGCGCUUCACACGGCAGAAGCAGGCAGAAUCACACAAUCCCCGGGACUUGAAAAAGCCCUUGAAACUCGAACCACAAAAGCCGUCUCACAGAGGACACUUUCCGAAAGGGAGCUCUCUGAGAAGCUCGCCGCUGAGGUGAGAGUCGCCGACGCGUCGGAGACACCAGCAGCAGCUGAAACGACAGAAGCCCCGAUGUUGGAUAAGGUCCUGCGAGCUCCAACCGUGGCGUCAGCGAGCAAGCUCUGUGACGAGUCUGCCGUCGAGAUGAGAGUCACUAUUGCCUCAACAGCGCCGAAAGUGGCUCCGUCAUCAGAUUUAGAUCAGGUCUCCAGAGCCGUUAAAGCUGCUUCAAAAAGCACAACUUCAGCUGAGGUUUUCCAAUCUUCACCUCUGACCAACAAUCAGAUGGUGGUUCUUGAUAAAAUCCCUUCCAGAUCAAGAACGGAAGCUGCCGAGACCAGGCCUUCACUGUCUCCAGAUGAUCCUGGAGAUGAGAGACGAGAACUCAAGUCUCUAACUGGCAAAAGUCCCGUUGCAAAAGCUGACGGCCCAGAGGUGCUCGCCGCUGUCUGCGGCAGCCAGUCUGCCGUGGACACGACAGAAGUCUUGCCCAAAUUGCCAAAAGGACGCGUGCCUUGUGAAAACGAAAGUGGAGGAACUACGGGAACUACUUCUCCAGAUCGGGACAGUAUGAAUGACCUUUCCGCUCUGACAUUAGUAACAGAAAUGGUAACUGAACUCACCCCUGGGGCACUUGCUCGAGAUGUGGAGAGUCGCAAACAGCCAUCUCCCGGGGACGGCACGUCCAAGCAGCCGACACCUGGAAGUAAAUCCAGCGCUCCUCACACAAGAACUACCUCCACCUGCUCUGUAGUGGGUGAUGCGCAAGGGAAGGGAACCCAGGAUUUUGAUCCAGAAACCAUAGAGGACAGCGACCUCCCAGAAUCUGAGGAAUCCAAGUUGGAAUUCUCCUGCACCUUCUGCAACAAGGUCUUCAAAGGAAGUCGUGUGGUAGAACAUGCUAUGUUCCAUUAUCGCAAGGACGAGUGCAUGUUCUGUGGGACCAUGUUCAAAGAUGAUCUUCUGGCCAUGAUGCAUCUGUCUGACCACAUUGAGAAGCUGAAGAGGAUUAAAGAGGCAGAUGGUAACAAUGUGCCUGAGACCAAAGAUCCUUCUGCCAAAGCCAAGACCACAAACGCGUCUUUCAGGCGCCGUAGUAGCAGGAGAACGAGGAGAUCUGCAGACUGUCCUAAAUCAACGAGCCUCCCACAUUCAACCCCGUCGGGGUCCAGACAGUUGAGAUCAUCAGUCAGUCCAACGUCAGCAAAUGAAAGAAAGGAAACCCCUUCGAGACUCCUUCGUUGUAAAACUCUAAAGGUAAACGGGCAUAUUGGGAAGAAGACCGACCACGAUGGACCACAAAGGCAAAAAACGCCCGUUACACAGCAGGACAUUUCUCGCAAAAGAUUGCAAGGAAACCGACACACAGGCAAGGAUUCCUCGCCGGACAAACAAAGUGAGCGGGCUGUUGAGGGGCAACGUGCGGAGGCUCAAGAGAAGGUUUGCUGUCCCGUGGAGGGUUGCGACUGGUCCACCGACCUGUCGAAACGAUGUGCACUCCUUUACCACGCGCUCGACGAUCACUACGGGGAGGUGGGGCCUUUAAAAGUGGCGUUCCGCAUAGAAAACGGCAAAUGCAGUAAUUGCAAGAGGGUCAUGUGGAGUUUUGAACAUUUCCAGCACCACGUCGAAAGGCACAGACUCUCUCCUCGGCAUCCUUGCCUGCAUCGGGAGUGCACUUCCAGGUUCAAGACCGGAUUCGAAAUGAGACGCCACGCCAGGACGCACAAUCCGCUGCAGGCAGUGUGCUGCGCCCCCGGAUGUUCUCAACUAUUCAUCUGUCUCUGGGCGCUGAACCUUCACGAAAAAGAGCACUAUUCCUCCAAACCCACCAAACCAGACACGGAUGCAAACAAACAAACGGGCCACAAACCGCGCAACGCGCCGUCUGGUAAGAGCCGCUCUGAUCAACGGCCGAAAGCCCCACUUGCCGCCGUUAUCGUUGAUAAUCCGGGGACUGAGAUCGCCCCCUGUAAAUUAAGAGGAGAGCCUACAGAAAAGCAUGCUCCUCUUCCCACCGCUGUGAAAGAGGAGUCGAAGGAGCGAAAUGAGACCAAGGAUUUGCAUGUGUUGAAGAAUCUUUCUAACAAGGACACCUCCUCACCGCCCGCCAGCCCUAAUCUGAGAUUACGGCAAACGUUGAGAAAGGUGACGAGUAAAACCAGAAGUCCCAAAGUCAUUUCAUCGUCGGGUCAGAUCAGAGACGACGCAGAAGAUCCCAAAAGAAGAGGCCGUCCUCCCAAGUCGAAGGAAGCUGUGCAUGAUGAAAAUACUACUGCUGGUCCCACCGAUCAAAGUGUCCCAGGGAACGCUGCGCCGAUUGCCGACCUUCCAGCAGAGAGCCCAAACGCGAGCAACGAGUCGAAAGAGCAGGUCAAAGAGGUGGUCGACCCUACGGAAGCGUCCGUUAACAAAUCAGAGUCUAGAUCAACGAACAAGCUGAUGAACAACAAUCCCGUUAAACAAAAGGAAAAGGAACACGAUCCGCCCGCGGCGAGCUGCACAAAGACGGCAACCCGUUUAGAUCAGUCAGUCAGCACCACCUCCGCUGACAAAAGGCUCCAGUCAACUGCUGAGAAUCUACAUAAAGUGAAGAAACGCUCCGCUCCGAAGGAAAGUAGAACUGCGUCUUCAAAGAAGCACAAGGUUACGAACAGCGAAGCCAACAUAAAGCUGGUCAAGAAGGAACCAGAGGGGGAAGAAGAGGCAGAAAACAAAGACUCGACACAGAGCGGCUGUGGUAACUUUGUGCCUUCGGUCCCACCGAACAGUGUAAGUGAGCGAACUGCACCUCCCAAAACACAGGAGGCGCCGGUGGAGAAACCCAAAAAUUCCAUCAGGAAAGCGGAAGGAAAGAAAGAAAAGAGGACUCACAGCGCUUCUUCAGACUCGGACCAGAUGAAAAAGAAGCACAAGGGCGUGAACGAAGAGGACAACAUAACACUAAAGGGAAGACGGGCCGAUGCCAGCAAAUCGUCCGCUUUGAAAAAGAAAGUCCGGUCUAAAUCUGCGGUGCGGCAGGCAGGGGCGAAGGCAGCAACGGACGCGUCCCCGUCCAGCGGCGCGGCCAGCGGCCUGAGCGACGCCACUUCUCCACCCGCGGAACAGAGCGCGCAGCAGGGGACGAAAAAGGACAAAUCCAAGAAGCCGCACAUCCCCAAAAACCCGGACCGCAAGGAAGCCGGCGAGAAGCGCGGCGACGCGCAGGUCGCUGAGGGGCAAGCGGAGCCCCCCCCCGUGGUGGAGGAGGGGACGACGCCUCCGGCCGCCAUCGGCAGUGACCCCGUCGCCCAGGAGGACCCCAAGUACGCCGCGCUGAGGGAGGCUCUGGCAGGCUACAGCAGCCGGCCGCACGGCAGGCCGCCGCCCACCGCCUACCUGGACGAGAAGUACAUCACCAUGCCCAAGCGGAGGAAGGACCAGCAGCCCGCCCCCUCGUCCCAGCGGAGCCCGCCCCCCCGGCAGAGCGCCGCGGCGGGGAGGCAGCGGUGCACCAACUGCUUUGCGAGGUUCGACGGCGCCGAGGAUUUGCAGCGGCACGUCACGCUGCAGAAGUGCUCCAGCCUCUUCGGCUUCGAGUCCGACGACGAGGUUGCAGGUAACAGUUAAACGCGUUUGGUGGGGAUUGAGGGGAAUUGGCGUUUUGGACGCGGCACAAGCCGACCGCCAUCGACGGAUCGGCGCUCUCUGGACGACGCGUUCACCUCUGCAGACCUGAGACCUGAAGAGGAGCCACUGGAUCCCAGUCUGAGCAGCCGGCACUGAAACGCCGUGCUGCUGUUUGCAGCCGCUUCACCCGGUAUGGAGAUUAGGAAUCGUGGCUUAAAACUCUUUGCUCUUGAAAGCUGUGAAGUAAUGUUAAAAAAGAAAAAUGACGAAGCCACUCCCGCUGUCACUAGGAUACAUGUUUUCCACAUCAGUAAGCCAUAAAAUGCCAUUGUUUGCUUUUUGCACUCUUCUAAGAUUUCUCCCUUUCUUUCUGCUCAAACUCAGUGAUGGAGGUUGUACCGCGAUUUGAGUACCUAAAAGUCGUGCUGUUUCAACAUCUCAUGUGGCAUAGAAUUCUCUUAACUUUGAAAAGUUGCUGUAUUGGAAUCUUCUUUGGGGAAAUGUUAUGUAAAAUUCUUGUUUAAAUACUAAUUGUAUUCCUUAUAUCCCUAUGGGCUUUAUUAGGUCUGUGCGUGUCCUCGCCCCAAACUAACCAGUAGGGGGCACUGUGCACUAAUCUCUCUGUUAACAUUACAUUCUUUACAAAGCUGCUUCACUGUGUUUAUCACUGGAGGGACUUCUCUCCCAGUUGCAUCCACCAGGCUGUGUUUCUUUUAGCAAUAACUACAUUUUUUGCCAGAUUCUGACGAGAUCAUUUUUCAGUUUAUGAUUGUCUGACAUUCUGGCUCGUGUCAUAUUUUCUUACUUUAACAUCAAUUUCACGACUCAAAUGUGUAAGACCUUUAGGAACAUUGUCAUUUUUCUUUGAAAGAGAAAGUAAUAAAACACCUUAGUUUUAAAGUGUUACCGUGAGGUCGCAGGUGAUUAUUUAUUUAACUUUUAUUUUUUAUCUUUUGUAAAUAUUUGAAGAGUUUCAAACGCGUAUUAUAUAAGAUGGGUGUGGGGGUUUAUACUUUGUUCUUGAAGUAAAAAAUAAAACUUAUUUCAAAUGACAUCGUA
Molecule: messenger RNA, 7151 nt
Organism: Gasterosteus aculeatus aculeatus (three-spined stickleback)
Lineage: Eukaryota; Metazoa; Chordata; Actinopteri; Perciformes; Gasterosteidae
Source: RefSeq, a predicted model, not a curated record